This is a messenger RNA of Eruca vesicaria subsp. sativa (arugula), 390 nucleotides long. NCBI's taxonomy places the organism in Eukaryota, Viridiplantae, Streptophyta, Magnoliopsida, Brassicales, Brassicaceae. The record is from the annotation of a GenBank genome assembly.
AUGCCCCUGUUCAACGCCCCCUAUCCUUCUAUUUUAACGGUUGAUGCAUCCGUUUCGGGGGAGGUGAGGACUGUUGAUGAGUCUCAUAUAAGUGGGAAAGAAAUGGUAACCUAUGUGAGUGACUCAUCCCCGUGUCCAAGGAGCAAGAAACACAGGCCGAUCGAGUCAGAAGCAGACUUGGCGGCUUUGUUAUUGGCGAAAGCCCCAUAUAGCUUAGAACAGAUUGUGCCAGCUGAGGAGGAUGUUGAUUUUGGCUAUUUCAAGCAGGUGUUGCUUGCAAACCCGAAAGUGUUGCAUUUGGGGGCAGGCAAAUAUGAUUUGGAUAAUGAAUUUUUCCUGGAGUUGGCAACCCCGAGAAAAUGGGUGUCAAGCAAGGUAUGGUAUAGGUAG